Colletotrichum abscissum is the source of this 732-nucleotide messenger RNA. RefSeq lists its product as uncharacterized. Lineage: Eukaryota; Fungi; Ascomycota; Sordariomycetes; Glomerellales; Glomerellaceae. The coding region runs from base 1 to 732 and encodes 243 amino acids. The transcript has a single exon. The record is from RefSeq and is a predicted model, not a curated record.
AUGGUAGCCGCUUUCGGCAUACUUGCUUCAAUCAGACACCAUACAGGUUCUUUAUUCGUUUUCGCAACUUGUUUGAACCUUGACUGUUUCGAAUCGGAAUUGAUGUCAGAGGUAUGGAUACGGCGACGGGACUCGAGUGGUGUGUACCUUUGUGCAGGUUCCACCCUCGAUCUUGGGACCAAGAACGGAGUAUUCAGAUGCAGGCAGACGACACCUGUAUGGACCGGAGCACAUCGCAUGGCCCCGAUCGCGACAGUGCCGGACGGGACGCGGGUUGUGGCUUGCUCGGAGAUAACACCGGGGGUGUGGUAUUGGCUGGUGCUGAGCCCGUUUUUGCGACGAAUGGGCACAGCAAUGCCUGUCGUUGCAUGGGGGAAAACCCGAUCCCCUGAUGUGUGUAUCGCUCAAGAUCGAGGUGGUAUCGCAGUUGGAAAGGGGAAAGAGACGAUGAGUCGAAAAGCAAAGAGGCACUUUGGCACUGGAUAUCAAGUGCGGAUUAAGGUAGCAGUCUCUCUGAAGAGAGUAUCGCGUUGGAUGGAAACCUGGCAGGUGAUGGCGAUUCUAAUGACCAUAUUCAGCAUAAGGUUGCGAGCUGCAUCUUGUGCAGGCCUUGGAGUGAUGACAAGUCGUUUCUGGAUUGCGGCGCGGGGCUUCGUAGCUGUGUCUGUAGCUGCGGACCGACGGGCUAUAACGGGGAUGGGAGGUCGGCGUGGAGGACGGAAACAGCGGUGA